Messenger RNA from Penicillium concentricum, 2181 nucleotides. RefSeq lists its product as uncharacterized. The record is from RefSeq and is a predicted model, not a curated record. NCBI's taxonomy places the organism in Eukaryota, Fungi, Ascomycota, Eurotiomycetes, Eurotiales, Aspergillaceae. Bases 1 to 2181 code for a protein of 726 amino acids. Gene Ontology annotation, cellular component: extrinsic component of intraperoxisomal membrane. Gene Ontology annotation, biological process: peroxisome inheritance. The transcript has a single exon.
AUGCCCGAGUCUACAAGUGAGCUAGGUCAGAUACAAUCCCUCCGCCGUUCUCUCACCCUUCCCACCAAGUUAAAUCCACUGGCGCAACGCCGUUCGAGCGUGCCGAAUACCCCCGAACAUGUAAUUUUCUAUCACCCAUCUUCGAAAAUUGUGCAUUUCUCCCCAAGAGCGCUCGCCCCUAUUCCGUCCAGCUCUGCACCAUCCGACUUUGACUACCCGGUUGACACCAUCGAAACACUCCCUUGGCGCUCUGCGACUGAAAGAACGGUCGCGACAGCGCCACUGAGACUAGAGAAGGUCCAUGGCUCAACGGCAUUCUUGAAAUGUGGAAGUGUUGUCCAUGCGAUUCUGAAAAACUCCCAGUGUUGGUGUGUCGAUGGGGUCUCGAAAUUUGUUUUACGCAUUCGCCCUCUUACAUACUAUCGCAUCGAAUUACCAUACGAGACGGAAGACGACCGGAGUUUGGUGCAAGAUUUAAAGACCGCCUUGCCAACAAUACUUCGGUAUGAGGUCACGCCAUGUCCUUUCAAACGCGCUUUCAGUGUCGAGCUCCCGAACGAUGCGAUGGCACCUCGGCGCAAAAAGGCCUGGCAACCUAAGGACCGGAAAGAAAGGGCACCGACUGUUCUAGAACCUCCGCAAGAAACAUCGUCGCCCUCUUCAAUCAGGUCGGAUUGGGUCGAUUCCGCAAGCACUGGAGAUGACACAGACGGAAACCUAACCGAUGACAGUUGUUUUACUUCCAACAAAGCGAACAGCACAGUUUUGGAGGCGAUUCCCAAUGACCGGGAACACUCUCCUGCUGAGGCUUCGAGCCCUUCCCCAUACCUUGGGCCUCCUAGGCGCUCUGUUACCGAAAUACCACAAACUUUUACGAGCCUCCUUGCAAAAUUUGAGGCCACAGCAGUCGCAGAGGAUGACCAUGACUGUGAACCUGCGUUCAAGCCAGAGUACGCACCAAGUACCGAUGCUGCACUUCAAAUUGAUCAGGAACUCAAGGUUGCAGACCAACUCGAACCUGAGAUUCUAGCCCACGGUGGAGUUGAAGCCGGGCAUGAAUCUGAAGCCGCAUUAGAGCCUGAAUUUAAAGCCGAAGCGCAGCUUGAAUCCAAGCCUUUAUCUGGGCCAGAAGCUAUAUUACAAGCCGAACCGUUCAGCAAAGCUGUAGUUGAAGCGGACAGCGUUAUUUCAGUCGAGCCUGACGCGAUGAUGGCGGCUGAAACUCCAGAGGAAAUUGUAUUCCAUGCCGAACCCACCAGUGCAGUCGAAGCCGAGGCAAUAGUAGAAGGAAAUCUCAUGGAUGUGGAAGAAGUUCAAUCCGUUCAACCCGCUGCGGAGCCCACACUGGAGGUUGACCACGAUGCCUCAUUUGCGUCCAGCCUCGAGUCAUUCCAUUCUGCUGAGCCGCAAUCGCCAGAUUCAGUCUCUACUCAUCCUACAUCUGUGGGGGGCCAUGAUCUGCCAGACCCAACAGAUAUGUUCGAUCUUUCGAGCACAAAACCUCACAUUUCUGCAUCGGAACCAACGCCGGCGGAUCCUUAUAAGACGUCACAGCUCCCAACAUUCAAUAUUCCCCAAAGCGACAACGCCCCAAAGCCGACCAGCGUGCCUACCCCUCCAUUAAUGCAUAUUACAAGUUCGAAUAAUCCGCCCAGGCGCUUCGCAGAUGCGUUCUCGGACACCUCGCCCUCAAUGGCUCCUACAGGAAAUAAGAAUCCACCUAGUCGUUUUACCGAUGCAUCUUCGAAUACUCGCAUGCGCCCGCACCUUCAUGCUAAGACGAGUGCAUUGAAUCCUGAUUUCGACCACAUGAGUACCGAGUUCCGGCGCCGGGCAAAAGCCACAAGAGAGCGCGACGUUUCUCCUAUGCCUCAUUCUUCGGCAUUGUACCAACCAUCUCGUGAUGGCUCAUCGUUCAUUUCCAAGGCUAUCACCCUAGUACUGAUUCCGCCAGCCUAUCUUUUCAUCAUUCUCCUUCAUAUCGCUGCGCGCAUUGUCAUCAACCCGACUGCCCACCCAACCAUCAGCUCCACACCGAGCGAGCCACAUUCUCAUUCCCACCGAACAAAGAAGGAUCCAGCCACAGAGGAUGACUUCAGCUUUCCACUGGAGCCUCAAACUUCUUCGGAAUAUGAGGAUGCUGAAAUCUUCAGGAAACUCGACCCUUGGGAUCUGGACUAG